AUGAAUCACAAAGGACUCAUCAAGAAGAUGAUGGUACGCGAGAUGGAGCAGGUGGCGCAUAAAGCGUCGAUGUUCCGCCGCGCAAGCUGCCCAGAAGUAAAAAUCGAACAUCCGUCCGACGAGCAGAAGGAGCGCUUCAACCACUUUAUCGCCGAGAUUCUGGUCGUCGGCAUUGACGGGCUGCUGAAGGACUACGAGACGGAGCUGAAGGGUUAUUAUACACCGAACAUUCGCCGCACCGCAUUCGACCGAAACCCGAACAAGAAUCGCUACAAAGAUGUCGUUUGCCUUGACCACAGCCGCGUUGUGUUGCAGGGGAAAGAAGGCGAUUACAUCCACGCUAACCAUGUCCGAGGAGAGCCCCUGAUCAACAACUUCAUCUGCACCCAAGGACCGCUGGCCAGCACGUGCGUCGAUUUUUGGCGGAUGGUCGUGCAGGAGCACGUCGGAAACAUUUUUAUGCUUUGCCAGGUGGAAGAACUGGGCAAGAAAAAGUCUGAGCAGUACUGGCCGAACGUCGCGGGAGCACAGAAGGUAUAUGGAGCCUACACCAUUCACUGCACAGCCGUCGACUCGAGUGACAAGCGCAUCGUGCACACAUCGCUUCGGGUUGAGGAGAACGGGAAAGAAGUCUGCUCCCUCAAGCACUACCAAUGGAUUGAUUGG
Molecule: messenger RNA, 666 nt
Organism: Mesorhabditis spiculigera
Lineage: Eukaryota; Metazoa; Nematoda; Chromadorea; Rhabditida; Rhabditidae
Source: the annotation of a GenBank genome assembly